Aspergillus ibericus CBS 121593 is the source of this 774-nucleotide messenger RNA. RefSeq lists its product as uncharacterized. NCBI's taxonomy places the organism in Eukaryota, Fungi, Ascomycota, Eurotiomycetes, Eurotiales, Aspergillaceae. The transcript has 5 exons. The record is from RefSeq and is a predicted model, not a curated record. The coding region runs from base 1 to 768 and encodes 255 amino acids.
AUGUACAGGCUAUGGUGGGAGUUAGGCUCGCAGCACGAUGGUCACCACCAGUCAGGUGACUCUAUCUGGCAGCAGGCAGAUGUAUUGAAUGAGAUGGAGCGUUUCCGACUCAUUCUACAAUGCCUUACCAUUACCAUCCUUCCGUCGAAAGAUUAUCCUAGCCUCCAACGCUUGACGCAUCUCAACGAUAAGCUUGCGGUCUGCCUCCGGUGUGCCUCUGCGGGUGAUCUCGCCACUGCUUCUUUUGGAUUCACUGCAACAAAGAGACCCUCCAAGUUCGUGGCCUUGCAGAAUGACGUCUCCAACUUCCCAGGAGGUGCUGAAAUCGUCCCAGCUAUUUUACAGCGAUGUGCCAUAGGGUGUAUACACUUGGACGUGGCCAUGAAGCCGAAGCACGCAGGUUCUCUUCGUUACUUCUCCUUCCGCAGUGAAGAUUUGUGGAACGGUUCGGCCUGGAGACGUAGAUCAUCAAUCUGCCAGCCCUCCGCCCAUCAAUAUCUGCUUGUGUGGAGGAAGUCUCUACCCAUACGAGUAUCCCGUAGCACAGCUAUCUGUUCUUCUAUUGAGAUCCAUUUCCUCUACUCCAUUUUCUCCAAUCCUUCAAAGAAACCCGAGCACCGUCCCACAAUCCAAACCACAACAACCCAACACCGUCAACCCCAAGCCCUAACUCAAACACCUCAGAACGAGAUCCCACCUGAAGAACAACUUAUAUUAUACAUCCUCCAAGCGUACCAUCUAAAGGCCUAUUCCCUUACCAAUACCUAAAUCAAG